This is a messenger RNA of Colletotrichum siamense, 1467 nucleotides long. RefSeq lists its product as uncharacterized. Bases 1 to 1467 code for a protein of 488 amino acids. NCBI's taxonomy places the organism in Eukaryota, Fungi, Ascomycota, Sordariomycetes, Glomerellales, Glomerellaceae. The record is from RefSeq and is a predicted model, not a curated record. The transcript has 3 exons.
AUGUCGGCCCUGGCAUCAGCCGAUUACACAUACAACCAAACAACGGGCGUAUACACCUGCUCCCGCGCCAACUCCCAAUGGUGCGCCGGCGACUCCUUCGGCACAGACAUCAUCAUCCGCUGCAACGCCCAAGGCAAGGGGCAACCGGGCCGCUGCACAAACAACCUCGCCGGGGAGUACCCCCGCGGCGUCCAGCCCGCGCAGUGCUGGAUGAGCAACGCCGACGCGGGCGAUGCCGCCUGCGAGAAGAACUGCGUCGUCUACGCCAGCCCUCAGCCCUUCCUCCUACCGCCCAGCGUGUGCACUCCGUACUCCGCCGUCACGGGCUCUCAGACAUACCCCGUCGGGAGACCUACUGGUAGCAUGGCCCCCGGUGGUAAUGGUACCGGUGCUGGCGGUGGACGCGGCGGCGGCGGUUCCAUGAUGACGAGGAGCUCUUCGACGUUUGGAUUCACUUUCCCCAUGCCUGAGCCUACUGGUCCUGGUACUGGCGGCGGAGGUGGCGGCGGAGGUGGCAGCGGUGGUGGAAGCGGUGGUGGUGGUGGCGGUCGCGGUAAUGGCACUGCUCCGACGACUUCUCGUGGUAAUGGCAUGGCCCCCUCGAUGUCUCGCGGCAAUGGCACUAUUCCGACAACUGUCCCGCGUGGUAACGGUACUGCCCCAACAACGACCCCGGGCGGCAGUGGUGCUCCCGGAGCUCCUACCAGCAACCCCGGCGCACCUGGUACUCCGGGCCAACCUGGCCAGCCCGGUCAACCCGGUCAACCUGGACAAUCUACCCAACCUGAACUACUGUGGUCGAUUUUGCUGCCGGACGUUGCCUACCAUUCCGUCUCUCACGUAUUCCAGGAAAAGGCGCCCGACGUGGCCAACCACGACCCAGAGUUCUUCCUGAGAUGGAGGAGGUUCUGGAAGCUGCGCACCGUCUGCCGCCGCUUCAACGACUUCCUCUUUCCGUUGCUAAGCCAUGCCUUCCGUCAAGAGGCCCUCAGCAUCCUGGCCGCCACGGUUAUCGUCGACUGCGCCCAGCACGAGCUCGGUUGGAUAGGGGUCAUCGAGGGCUGCUACCACCCACUACAGUCCCUCAGCCAAAUCCUGGAGCGUUGGAUGCUGGACGAACGGCAGAGGAACAGUUUCCUCUGGAACAUGUACGUGGCCCUCAGAAAUCCGAACCGCGUGGUCACCAUUCGCGACGAACGCCUAAUAUUGGCGAUGAACAAUGACCGCGCGGAGAAACUGGUACUGUGCGCUUUCGACGACUGGUGCUGGCAGUAUCGGGAAGACCUCCUGAGGCUCGGCGGUCCGACCUAUUCGUGUAUGCAUUGGUGGCGCGGUGAGGAUCCCGCGGGCUGCUAUGCGUAUAAGAAAAUGCAGGAGGGUCAGAUGCAGACCCUGGAAUGCUUGCGUAUGACGGUCGACCCUUUGGUCGACGAUCUCAUCAAGUUAUGGUUCAGGACGGUGACCUAA